Suillus paluster is the source of this 816-nucleotide messenger RNA. RefSeq lists its product as uncharacterized. The coding region runs from base 1 to 816 and encodes 271 amino acids. The record is from RefSeq and is a predicted model, not a curated record. The transcript has a single exon. Lineage: Eukaryota; Fungi; Basidiomycota; Agaricomycetes; Boletales; Suillaceae.
AUGUCAACACAGCUUAGUGACAACAGAGAUGAAGAACAUUCAGUAAACUCAUCAUUGAGUACUCAGGAGGAUCUUGAGACCAUCAUCAAACAACUCGCUGAAACAUCAUUGUCAAAACUCAUCUCGUCGACACCAAUGAACUCGCAAACUGACCUGCGGCAUGCCACGGCCCACACUAUCUCCCCCAUCAAGAAAUCACAUACAUCCAUCACAAACAUUCAUCCAACAACCACGAACGAAGUCUUGCUACUUGCAGCUCUCCACGAGGCAGAGGCAGCCAAUGCUGCACUGAAAAAACACAUUAUCGCACUCUGGGCAUCCAAUAUAUUGAAUGAGAUGUACUGUGCUAAAAUUCGCAGUCAGCUUGCUCAUCAGGAGUUAAAAAAGCAGGCAGGAAAUAAUGGUGGAAAGAUUCUCAGGGAUGGCUUACCACACUUGUUGUCAGGCGACAUGUUCUAUGAAAGAGUUGUUCAGUUUGAGGAGGCUCAAACAAGAGGUGCAGCUGAGAAGAGGACGAGGACCGAAGAGUGGAAGAGACACACUGAAGCAUUGGCAGAUUGGAAAAAGCUUGAGGAUGCGAGGAAGGCAGAGAAUAAGGCAUGGCGAGAACACUAUCAUGAAGUGUUAAAGAUAUGGGAGUCAGAGAAGGCUCGCACAAAAGAAGAGAAGCGGAAACUCACAGAGAAGAAGCCCACUUUGGGCAAGCUCAUUGCAGCCAUACCACGGCCAAAGGUAAUUGUAUCUGAGGAGUGUGAAAGUGAUGGCGAGUAUUUUGAUCUGGAUGAUAUAGGCUCAUGCGCCAGUGACGAAUAUUAA